GUUUAUCAUUAUUUUUUGUUUUGGAAUAAACUGCAAAACUCUCGUGCCUUGGAAUCAUUGUCUAUAUACAAUUUGGUUGCUAUAUACUUUUUUGAUGAGUUGACCGGCGAAAUUCUACCUUCGCUGGAAGCAAUGUUUUUUGACACUGAUUUUUUGUUACCAGAUGUAUUACUAGAUUUCUCAACAAUUUCUCUGUUGUUACCAGGCAGUGUUAUUGAUAGGAGUUCAUUGGCUGAUAAGUCAACAUUAAUGACUCUUGAAGACUCUUAUUCUCUAUUGCCAUAUGCAUUGACUUUUAUUGUCUCUACUCUUUUUGCAAUUUGUUUAACUGAAAAUAUAAUUGGCAGACAAGCUACUCUUCUCAAAUCAGUGAUUAUUGCAAUGAAUGGUAAAACAGUAGAAAUUGGUAAUAUGGAUGCAAAGGAGCAUUUAGUCUUGGCAGAUGAGAUUACUUAUGCUAUUCAAAAAGAAAAGACCACCAAAAUAAUUACAGUAGCAACAUUAACUGGAGCUGUGAUGGCCACCUUUAUUCUUUUUUGUAAAGUUCUCAUUAUCUCGCUGCCUGUAAAAUUUGUAAAACAUCAAAUUACAAAAAAAUUUUACUUUUUUGAUCGAACUGUUAUUUUGUCGCUUUCAGUUUGA
Molecule: messenger RNA, 642 nt
Organism: Acaulospora morrowiae
Lineage: Eukaryota; Fungi; Glomeromycota; Glomeromycetes; Diversisporales; Acaulosporaceae
Source: the annotation of a GenBank genome assembly